AUUCAUCUGUUAAUUGUCAUAGUUAAGGAGAAAAAAACUUCCUUAGAAAAUUAAAUAGGCAUUCUAAAUAUUCUUGGAUAUUUAGCGCUGCGUCUGUAGCAAUUUCAUAUGCUGACCAGCGAGAUAUUUGACUUCACACUGAACUCAGUGUAUUUGAGGACGUUUGUGUAUCCACAGAAAAAAACGUUGUCAGCUGAAACAACUUUUAAAAAAUCCACAAUCAAAAGGACAUUCCUGUCGAAGAGAGGGAAACACGUGCGCGGAAAGGAUGGCACGCAAGAUGGUUAACACCCGCUUCUGGACACAGAAACACCCGCUUCUUCUUUACGCAGGUGUUGCCUUGAUCGUCGGCCUUAGAAAUUCUUGUACUGCAGAAGUACGGGCAGAAGACAUUGCAGAUAAACGUAUAACGUGCGAUGCUCCAUCAGUCAUACCAGGGAACAGUACCUCAAUUGUAUGUCAUUUUCUUGAAGAUAUUAAUCAAACCAGGAGGAACUUUUUUGUGUCCUUCUACAAAGGAGAUAAGAAAGAAGAGGCAGUCAACGUUCUGGCGUGUUUGUGGGUGUUAGAAGAAACUAGAUGUUUCGUCUGGCCAGGAUAUAAAUACGAUGGCAGGAUAUCUCAAGAAAUCUCAUUGAAGAUUCCACGAGCUUCUGCAAACCAAGUUGGAAGAUAUGAGUGCCAAGUUGAUACAUAUGAUUAUAACAUUACGCCCUGUGAAUUCAGAGUGAGACUAGAGGGCAAGGCGCAAUGCUACAUUGAAUCAGCAGCAAUGUCCUCAAACACAUCAUUGACCUGCUUCUUCCCAGAGGAUCUCAGCGAAACUAAAGCAGAAGCUGCUGUGUAUCAUCACACAAGACGUGGUGCUGAAUCACUUGAAGUGAUGUCGUGCGUAUGGAAAGGAGAAAUAGUGGACUGCACAGCCUCCCGCGGCUACGAAUUAGAUGGUAGUGUGACAGACCACAUGACUGUAAGGAUCCCCAGUGUUGUGAAGAGUCAUGAAGGGCACUAUAGCUGUCAGACUACCGGCCUGAGAUCACACCGUUAUGGCGACUGCUAUCUAGGGCUUGAGCAAGUAUCAACUGAACUCAUCACAUCAGCGUGUAACAUUUCGAGUGUCAAGGAAAUGGAUCCUACAGCGCUGACCUGCACAUUCAGCGUUAAUAUAAAAGCCACUAGAAAAAAUUUUGAAGUCGUUCGCCUGGAUUCUGACGGGAGAAAAGCAGCCCGCAUUAUUACCUGCAUCUGGAUGGACGAGAAGCUGGUUUGCACCACAGCCUCAGGAUACCUGUUCAACAGCGAUGUCACUGACUAUUUUGUAAUCAGAAUACCAAAAGCUUUACGUGUUCAUAACGGAACGUAUUCAUGUCACGUGAUGGGCGUUGAGCCCGAUGAGUUUUCGUCAUGUGAAUUUAUCGUAUCAACAGGUAGGAAAACACCCGUAUGCGUUACUUUAAUGAUCACAUCAUUCACAUUGAGACAAACAGAAACGCAUCAACAAUUGUUUACCCAAGCUACGGCAAAUGCGCGCGAUUGUUACCUCUUCGCGACGUGGCGGCGAAUCCCCGCGAAUGAAUUUUCCACAGGUAUUUGAAAAAAAAUGUAUAUCUCUUUCAACCUACAAUACCGAAAUUUAUCUACGAUACUACGUUUUCAAGAGCAUUUUGACAACAUUUACGUGGUGUGAAUUUUAAGAAAUAUAUUUUUUGUUUGUUGUUUUCUUUCUUUCUGUUGGUAGUAAAAUCAAAUAUAAAAAAAAAAAUUGUAACUGUAUGAGGCAAAGACUUCAAGGGAAGUAAUCAAUAUGGAUCAAUUAUUAAAGAUUACAGUAGUUUUCUCCCUUAUCGAUUCCUUCAUUUACGCACAGUUACAACCUAAGACUUCUACUGAACCCAGCGAGUGGGGAAAUAGUAGGCUGGGAAAUAGCUGUUUCCUCUGAAACAUGUUUCCGCAUUUAAACAUGGCCCUAAUGUAGUCAGGCUUGAAUCAUCAAAAAUGAUCAAAUGAUAAGACAACAAGCAGAGUGUCAUCAAGACAAACGUUUCCCGUAUACGGUACGGAAAUGUCGUUUUGGAACACAAAGGCUUUUUUUUAGCUCACACGUCCCUGUUCACUCUGGCUAAAACUUCUUGCUAAAGUUUGUCUGUCGGUUUAUUUUUAAAAUAAAGUACAAACACCGAGAUAUGGAAGACAACAGGAAAGCACUAAGAAGAAUAUGGUGAUUCGAACUGUUGCUGAGGUAAGUUUUAUUUUCUUCCUGGUGUAAGUAACUGAUAACUAGUCUUGAGAUUAGAAGACUAUCAGUUAUGUUCCAUGCAUGCUUUCAUUACGAACAAAAAAAUUAACAUGCGCAAAUAAGUUAAAAUAAUGUCAAUUUUAUUAUUUGAGUUGUGUCUUAUGCAUAGUGAAUGAUUACAAAAUUAUGGCGAG
This is a messenger RNA of Pomacea canaliculata, 2430 nucleotides long. RefSeq lists its product as uncharacterized. The record is from RefSeq and is a predicted model, not a curated record. The transcript is spliced from 8 exons. Bases 269 to 1594 code for a protein of 441 amino acids. NCBI's taxonomy places the organism in Eukaryota, Metazoa, Mollusca, Gastropoda, Architaenioglossa, Ampullariidae.